GCUGUAAAGAGACCAACAGUUGUCUGGUGAAACAGGUUCGGACGGUCGACUCAUGAACCUCUCAAACACUGGGAGCAGUUUCCCAACAGCUGUGUAUCGGGACAAUUUAACCACAGCUAUAAUCAAGAAUGGGAUCACUGUGGUUCUCUGCAUCUCCAUCAACUAUGUCAACAGUACCCUGGUGUACACCUUCUCAAAACAUCAGGUUUUCAACGUGAACCCUCGCUACAUCCUGUACAUCCACCUGGUGAUCAAUGAUAUCAUCCUGCUGAGUCUGUUUACCCUCCUUCAGGUCCUGAUUUACAUCGUGUACACUCUUAACGUCUCUCUAUGUAUAGUCCUGCUAAUGAUUUCUACAAUUGUAAGUCUAAACAAUCCCCUAACAUUAGCAUUUAUGGCAGUAGAGUGUUACAUCGCCAUAUGCUACCCUCUCCGCCACACCCAGAUCUGUACAGUCAGGAAAACGUAUGUUGUGAUCGGUCUGAUUUGGGCAUUAAGUAUACUCUCCAUCCUACCAGAUUUGUUUGUGGCCUUGGCAACAGAAUCCCUUGAAUUCUUUCAUUCCAGAGUUUUUUGUCUAAGAGACAUUGUUUUUAGAGACCCUAAGCUGACAGUGAAGAGAGACGUUACCCACGCAGUGUUUUUGGUCAUCGUUUGGCUCACCCUAGUCUACACAUACUUCAGGAUCCUGUUCGCUGCGAAGGCAGCUGCCACAGAUACCAAGAAAGCGAGGAACACUGUCCUCCUCCACGGCUUCCAGCUGCUGUUGUGUAUGCUCACCUACGUUUUUCAUGUCAUAAUACAGGGUCUGACAUACCUGUUACCAAAGGAGGGGCUGACCAUUCGCUUUGCUGUCUCGAUUUUUAUUCAGGUUCUGCCUCGACUCAUCAGUCCGGUUGUUUAUGGGCUACGAGACAAGACAUUCAGAAAUUACCUUAAACGAUAUCUGCCCUGUUCAACUAGUGCUAACAUUCAUCCACAAACAACUCUAAAGAGGGCAUGAAGUAGAGGCGCAUCGAUUGACCGGCUAGUGACCGGAAAUGGCAGAUUUUCACGUGAUAGACCAUGAUCCGGACACAUGCCAAUUUUAUGCUGCACUAGCAGUUUGUCUGUGUUGUAGUGGCAACCAGUAGCAACAUGCACAUUCAUGAGCUUCUUUCUUGUGUCUCUUACAAUAAUAGUUUGUUCUCUUAAUACAUCCAUGGUAAACGUAGAGAUCUCAUGAACUCGCCGUUUCAUUGUCAUCAAAAAUGCUGUUUCUGAGGUAAAACCCAAUAAUGCAGAGGAAUUGUGGGAUGUAGUUCAAUCGUCCAGGGCUGGAAUAACUGUUCACAGGUGCCAGAAGUUGGUCAACUCCAUGCAACAUGGAUGUGAAGCAGUUCUCAGAGA
This is a messenger RNA of Etheostoma cragini (Arkansas darter), 1389 nucleotides long. RefSeq names its product odorant receptor 131-2-like. Gene Ontology annotation, biological process: G protein-coupled receptor signaling pathway. Lineage: Eukaryota; Metazoa; Chordata; Actinopteri; Perciformes; Percidae. The transcript has 2 exons. Gene Ontology annotation, molecular function: G protein-coupled receptor activity. The coding region runs from base 53 to 1003 and encodes 316 amino acids. The record is from RefSeq and is a predicted model, not a curated record. Gene Ontology annotation, cellular component: membrane.